GGUUGUUUGUAAACCUUCAGUUCUUUUAUCACGUGCAUGAAAAACGCUUAAAAACGCAUUGCACCCGCAUGAUAAAAACUGAACAACUGACUGCAAUUGCAAACAAAACUGAACUGGCUUGCAAAAUCGCUCAUUUUUCACUGAACCCAUCCGGACACGCUCGUUUGCAAGGGGCCUAAUAAGCGCAACUUCUUGGUCUGUACAGAUCACAUUACUGCAGUUAUCUGCUUAUCUGUCUUUCUAAUCCUGUCUGUAAUAUCCUAUAGAUAAGUUAGCAUCCACCAUUCAUAGUAGGUGAUAUCACAGCUUAUCUUCUCCCUCCGGAACUCUGCACAGGUCACAGAACAUGCCUAGAAAACUGUCCCAUAGACGUCAAUGAGGUCUCCUCCUGAACAUUGUGUCUAAAUGCUGUUAAGAGCAGCUCAGGCAAGAUGGCCGCCCCCAUAUUCAUGUUCAGGGAAUAGAAUACAUAAAUCUGCAAUCAAAAAAUUAAAAUCAGAUUCGAAAAAAAAGGAGACUUAUUACUAUCUGGUUUAAACUGGCAGAUACAAUUUUUGGCCUUUAAGGCCCCAUGCACACAUCUGAAUCGUAUUGGCCCCCGUGGGCUUGAGGUAUCAUGCCCUGUUGGGUGCAUGUAUGUUAUGUUCCAAGCAAUGCUUGUUAGGAAGAAUGCUCCCAUCGGAGCAUGCUGAGGUGUAUUUUCUUUUGGAUUCUGUAUGGAAGUAUGCAAAUGGACCGUACCUCUCUAUGGGAGCCAUAUUGCACUCUGUACAGUUCAGAGAUUGUACGAAGCUGUAUAGAAUAGGGCAGAGUUUCCCAUUGGAGUCAAUAGUGUGUGGCAUGGGAGGGACAGAGAUGAAGAAAGGCCGUGUUCACAUCUUCCAUCUUUAUUGCUGUUGCUCUGCUCUGGUAGGCUACCUGCAUGCAGGGGCAGGUUUCAGAAUUAUGGGGGAGAUUUAUAAAACUGGUGUAAAGUAGACCUGGCUUAGCUGCCCAUCCGCAAACAAUCAGAUCCUUCCUUUUAAUUUUCCAAGGGAGCUGUGAAAAAUGAAAGCUGAAAUCUGAUGCUAUGGAAAACUAAGCUAGCUCUACUUUACACCCGUUUGAUAAAUUACCCCCUAUGUGUUUUCUCUCCACGUGUUCCCACCCAAAAAAACACGUUUUUUGCAGCACAGAUCUCAUCCUUGCAUUGAGAAGGGUGAAAUCUGCACAAAAAAAAUCACACAAUUUCAAAAUCCACACUACAGGUCAAGUAUACAUGGGAUUUCUCUAAUCUCAUACUCUUUGCCGGUACUGUAUUACGCUGUGGUUUUUUUUUCCCCACAUGAAAAUCCACGUGGAAGAACCAGUCCGCAAGGUGUGCAGGGAGCAUUACUGGAGCAGAACGACGGAAAUAAUGGAAGUGCCAGUUCUGUCCUAUAACGGACACAAGCUGUGCGCAGUGAACCCCAAUGACUGAUGGAGUACGCCAGAUUUCGGUCAGGCAAACCUGCAUUUUAAGGUGAAGGUAAGAGCAAAGAAGCAGAAAUUAAAAGAAUCAAUAAGGAGCUGGCCAAUAUACGGUCCAAAUUUAAGGGAGACAAAGCCCUGGAUGGCUACAGUAAGAAGAAAUAUGUGUGUAAGCUCCUCUUCAUCUUCCUGCUUGGACAUGACAUUGAUUUUGGGCACAUGGAAGCGGUAAACUUGUUGAGCUCAAAUAAGUACACAGAGAAGCAAAUAGGUUAUCUUUUUAUAUCUGUCCUGGUGAAUUCCAACAGUGAGCUUAUUCGUCUUAUUAACAAUGCCAUCAAGAAUGACCUGGCUAGCCGUAACCCCACCUUCAUGUGCCUGGCAUUGCAUUGCAUCGCUAACGUUGGCAGUAGAGAAAUGGCAGAAGCAUUUGCAUCAGAGAUCCCCAGGAUUCUUGUUGCCGGUGACACAAUGGAUAGCGUGAAGCAGAGUGCUGCCCUGUGCCUGUUAAGACUAUACAAGACCUCGCCUGACCUUGUGCCAAUGGGUGAAUGGACGUCACGGGUGGUUCAUCUACUGAAUGAUCAGCACAUGGGAGUGGUGACUGCAGCUGUAAGCCUCAUUACCUGCCUCUGCAGGAAGAAUCCUGAUGACUUCAAGACCUGCGUCUCUUUGGCAGUCUCUAGGCUUAGUAGGAUUGUGUCUUCAGCCUCAACCGACCUGCAGGAUUACACAUAUUACUUCGUCCCGGCACCAUGGCUUUCUGUAAAGUUGCUGCGCCUUCUCCAGUGUUACCCUCCACCUGAGGAUGCAGCUGUAAAAGGACGACUUGUUGAAUGCCUGGAGACCAUCUUGAACAAAGCUCAGGAGCCCCCAAAGUCAAAGAAAGUGCAGCACUCCAAUGCAAAGAAUGCCAUACUUUUUGAGGCUAUUAGCCUUAUUAUACAUUAUGACAGCGAACCCAACCUUUUGGUUAGAGCCUGCAACCAGCUGGGUCAGUUCCUGCAACACAGAGAGACUAACCUGCGAUAUUUGGCUUUGGAAAGCAUGUGUACGCUGGCCAGUUCUGAAUUCUCACAUGAAGCCGUGAAGACGCACAUAGAAACAGUCAUUAAUGCUCUAAAGACAGAGAGAGAUGUCAGUGUCCGGCAGCGAGCUGCAGAUCUCUUGUAUGCAAUGUGUGACCGUACAAAUGCUAAGCAGAUUGUGUCUGAAAUGCUGAGCUAUCUGGAAACAGCAGAUUAUUCUAUCCGGGAGGAAAUUGUGUUGAAAGUAGCCAUCUUAGCUGAGAAGUAUGCAGUGGAUUACAGCUGGUAUGUGGACACAAUUCUGAACCUGAUUCGGAUCGCUGGUGAUUAUGUCAGUGAAGAGGUUUGGUACCGUGUUAUCCAGAUUGUCAUAAAUCGGGAUGAUGUCCAAGGCUAUGCGGCCAAAACUGUAUUCGAAGCUCUACAGGCUCCUGCGUGUCAUGAGAACAUGGUUAAAGUUGGGGGUUAUAUCUUAGGAGAAUUUGGUAACCUUAUUGCCGGAGACCCUAGGUCAAGCCCUCUGGUGCAGUUCAACCUCCUGCACUCUAAAUUCCAUCUGUGCAGCGUAUCGACCCGUGCCCUUCUACUGUCCACUUAUAUAAAGUUCAUCAACCUCUUCCCUGAAACAAAACCCACUAUCCAAGAUGUUCUGCGCUCCGAUAGCCAAAUUAGAAAUGCAGACGUGGAGCUCCAGCAGAGGGCAGUAGAGUACCUUAAGCUCAGCUCUAUUGCAAGCACAGACGUCCUGGCUACAGUGCUGGAAGAGAUGCCCCCUUUCCCUGAAAGAGAGUCUUCUAUCCUGGCCAAGCUUAAGAAGAAGAAGGGACCUGGUGCUGUCAACGAGUUAGAAGAAGGGAAGAAGGACCAGAAUGCUGAAAUUAACGGUGGAGUGGAAGCCACACCAAGUACUGCAUCUACUCCUUCACCAUCUGCUGAUCUCCUGAAUUUGAGGAGUGCCCCUGUCACAGGAUCAGCAGCACCAAGUGCUGGCAAUCUCCUGGUGGAUGUGUUUUCAGAUACACAGUCUGCCACUGCCUCGCUAGCUCCUGGUGCUGAGGACAACUUUCUCAGCUCUGGCUCUGCUGUGUCCGAGGAUCCUGCUUUACCUAUCGCUGAGGCUGAUGAGCUGCUAAACAAAUUUGUGUGCAAGAAUAAUGGAGUUCUAUUUGAGAACCAGCUUUUGCAGAUUGGGGUGAAGUCUGAAUUCCGCCAGAACCUGGGUCGUAUGUAUCUGUUCUAUGGUAAUAAAACUUCAGUGCAGUUCCAGAGCUUUACUCCCACUGUGUCAUAUCCAGGUGACCUGCAGAAUCAGCUUAAUAUUCAGACCAAACCAGUUGACCCUAUGGUGGAAGGAGGGGCACAAGUACAGCAGGUGUUGAACAUUGAAUGCUUGACAGACUUUGAUGAUGCCCCUCUUAUUAAUAUUAAGUUCAGAUAUGGAGGAACAUUACAAAACAUCACAUUGAAACUACCGAUUACCGUUAACAAGUUCUUUCAAUCUACUGAGAUGCCGUCCCAGGACUUCUUCCAGCGCUGGAAACAGCUUAGCUUACCACAACAAGAAGCGCAGAAGAUUUUUAAAGCCAACCAUCCCAUGGAUUCUGAAGUGACGAAAGCAAAGUUAUUGGGCUUUGGCACUGCACUGCUAGAAAACGUGGAUCCUAAUCCAGACAACUAUGUGGGUGCUGGCAUAAUCCAGACAAAGUCUGUACAUGUUGGAUGUUUGCUGCGCUUAGAACCCAAUAUCCAAGCUCAGAUGUACCGACUUACACUGAGAACCAGCAAAGAAAGUGUUUCCAAGCACCUAUGUGAGCUUUUAUCCAAGCAGUUUUAAGCCGACAAGAAUGUGAUUGCUAAAGACAGUAAAACUGGCAAACACUACAAGGAGGGUUUACCAUGCAUCAAGCAAAUGUGUGUCUGUGUGCAUGUGAUGGCAGAGGUGCCACCUCAAGGCUCAUCUCUGCAGAUUCUUUAUUUUGUGUGUGUGUGUGUGUGUGUGUGUGUGUGUGUGUGUGUGUGCGUGUGCGUGGUCUACGUCCAGUAAAGUCCCAGAGACUUUAGAACUUGUAAAAAAAAGAGACAAAGACAAGAGUAACUAUUAAUAUUCUUAUCGUCAUAAGAUGUGUGGUUGUUCUAAUAGAUUUUGUCGUUCUUUCUGUGACUAUAAAUUUACUAGACUGAAAGGGAUGCAUGAUGACGAGGAACCCCAGAAAUGCAGACAGAGGGUACCUCUGCCCAUGCCGCCUCUGGAUGUACUGUGGAUAAGGGAUCAGAAGUCUGCAUGCUGACCCACAGGCUUGUCACUUGCUGAACAGUGGAAAUGCUGCUUAUUAGACGGACACUUAGACUAAUCCUGAAGGUUUUUUCACAGUUUACAUGUGGAGACUGAAGCAGCAGUCACUUGUAUUCUUACUUUAGUAUUUUCUCCCCCAUGUGCUCACUCUUUUCAUGUUUCUGCAAGAGGAGUCCUCUAUGGGUUUCAGUAAAUGGUGAUCUGCAUUUUAGCACUUCCACCAUUAUUGAGCUUUGGUGUAGAGCGAGUGACAGAAGGUAGGUGACCAGGAUUUCAUUAAGAUUUAUGGGAUCUCUAUAAGAACAACUUUGCCAAAUUCAGUGUGGAAAUUCUGAAGGACACCUCUAGAAGGGAAAGUCACUAUCACAUACCGUAUAUGCAAGACCAUUUUUCUGUCCAUUGGGUCCCUGUGCCAGUGAACUAGUGAGGUGAGGAAUGUGUCCCCAUAGUCUGUCCAAGUAAAAAUGAGUGUUGCUGUACAUUGCAUCUUCGUUUUUGGGACUUGCUGCUUAGAUGAACCCCACUUUUCCUCAGUGUGUUCUCGUGUCGGUGCGGUUAUGUCGGCCUUUGUUGAAGCAUUCCAUGCCCCUGUAUUGUAUCCAGUGAUUUCUCACUGACCUUUUACCUCGUAUAGUCAUUCCAAGUUUGCACAAGCAUAUGUCUGACCCAUCUUUCUUGGUGUUUCUCUUCUGGGGCUCUUAAUCCUUCACCCUAACUUUUCAAGGGGGUGUUACAUAUCAUAGUUUUAGUCAAAAGUACUAGCCCAGCACUGUAAAAACUUAUGAAGGCUCAAUAUCACAUUCUCAUAUCCGCAUAUGAUGUCCAUCUCGUAACUGCUUACUCAGUUGCUGCAGGUUCUCAUUACCUCCCCAUGAUAGCUUUUUAAACCUGCCUUGCAAUUUUGUGCUUUAUUUUGUUUUUAGUCUCAUUUAUGGCUUGUAAUUGCCACAUUUUUUUCUUUUUAAGAUGAUUUUUUAUUUUUUACCUACCAUUGUAUAUAGGUAUAUAUAAAUAUAUAAGAUAUUAUAUAAAUGUUAAUACAUAAUCAAGAGGUACAUAGAUAACAACAUCAAGAAUUCCAUCCCUGCACAUCCCCGAAUUGGACGUCACACACGACCAGCCCAGUGAAACUCACUCCUCCAAGAGGCCAGUCUGAUCUUGUAGUCCUGAGUUUCAUUCAGUAAUCCACAGCAGCCAGAGUGGUAGUUCUAUCUCUGUUAAAGGGCUAGUACACACUUGGUUGCUUCUGCCGUCACCUCUUGUAGAAAAGAUACUUUCAUGGCACGAUUGUGUUGUUCUUACAUCAGGCAGGUGCAGGGAAGCGGUUGAUUGUGGAAACCCUAUAAAUUUGUUGUCUUCCUUGCUCCUGGUUUCUCAAAGCUCCCAUCUCUGCUGCCCAUGACUACAUGAGCUAGUGUGCAUUUCUAGCUUCCCAGGACUUCUCCUGUAAUCUUAUUAGGGGUCAACCUGUUACACCAGGGCUUUAUUCACUCCUCUGUAUAAACAGUCUAACCUGUAUCUGAACAUAUUGCUUUUUUCCAGUGAUAUAGAGAGGAUCUUGUGCUCAGGCCUUAAAUGGGUUAUUCCACCAAAAGUAUUUAACACAAAAGUCCUCGAGUCCCCUCUGAAUGAGGUAGUUUGUCUUCCCACCACUCUAUUCACUUCUGUGGGUGACUGAUGUAGCACUGUCCAGGUCAGUGAAUGGAGCGGUGGACACACAUGUGUACAACUGCUCUGUUCAGAGAGGGAACUUGGGAACUCGUGAGAUAGCUAGAGGUCCCAGUGGUUGGAACCCUCAUGAUCCAAUAUGUACCAUCUUGUGGACAGAUGAUAAAUACUUUUCAUGGGAUAAACCUUUAAACACAAAAGGACCUAGGCCUUGUUGCAAUCAGAUACUGGCGGGGGGUGAUUUGGUUAUUUGAAAAAUAUCAGCUUUUUUUUCUUGGCAGAAACAGUGCUGCUCUUGCACAUGGGUUUUGACUAGUAUUGCAUCUCAUCCUUACUUGAAUGGGCUGCAAUAUCAGACACAGCCUGUGCAAAAAGUUGCACUUUUUGUGACAUACUGUACGUAAUCUCAUACACAUCUCUUCACUAUACAAAUGGAUUCCCCUCCCCAUUUUAAGCAGUGGUUGUCUUUACCUGGCUGGAUAAAUGACUCCAGCCUCUUGUGAUACCUUAAUAUUUCCUCCCAUAAGCCAUCAAUGUAUUUUGGAUGUCAGUCGGAGAGAAUUCGGCAGUUUUAUUUUUUUGAAGGAUAGUCUCUUCCAUUUUUUUUUUUUUUUUUUCUGCUGUUUUGCCAUCCGAUUUUACUUUUGUGGUUAUGGAGUGCAGUUCUCGCUGGUGCUGUUCCUUAUUUUGUGUAGUGCACUGCUAGUUAUAACAGCUCCUGAGAGUGUGUGCGCGUGUAGCUGCAUAUGGAUGUAUUGCUGAAGCUUAGUGCGUUCUGUAUCAUAUUAGACUUACAUAUUUUUUAUCUGUAUUUUAUAAACUGUAUCAUUCCCACCAAAAGUCCUGGAAUAAAAGGUUGAGCCAUGGA
Molecule: messenger RNA, 7306 nt
Organism: Bufo gargarizans (Asiatic toad)
Lineage: Eukaryota; Metazoa; Chordata; Amphibia; Anura; Bufonidae
Product: AP-2 complex subunit alpha-1
Exons: 23
Coding region: 1669-4311 (880 amino acids)
Biological process (GO): intracellular protein transport; clathrin-dependent endocytosis
Cellular component (GO): membrane coat; AP-2 adaptor complex
Molecular function (GO): clathrin-cargo adaptor activity
Source: RefSeq, a predicted model, not a curated record